CAUACGAGAAAACGUCAUCAUUACCACAUUGACUAAAUAUUGUAAUUAUCGCUCAGUAAGAAAAUAUGGUUCUUUUAGAGAAUGAUUCUUUUUUAUCUGAGCUUACAAGAAUAUUUCAGAAAUCAAAAUCAUCUGGAUCAGUCAAUAUUACAAUGAAAAGAUAUGACGGCAAAUCAAAGCCUAAAGAAAAACUGGAACCGAAUGAAUACAAGUGUCUGUUUCGAGCUGUUUUGGGUAGUAAAAAGAUUAGCACUAUAGUCAGUCCUAAAGAUAUGAAUAGGUUUCAACUGGCUUAUGCCAACGUUUUGAAAGCAAAUAUGGACGGAUUGAAAAAGAAGGAGAAGAAAACAGCCUCAUCAAAGAAAGCGAAAAAAGAUAAUUAAUAAUUUUUUUAUUCUAGGUCUUGUUUUGUUAUGCCAAUAAACUUUAAAUGUAAUAAUUUAUUUAA
This is a messenger RNA of Dimorphilus gyrociliatus, 448 nucleotides long. NCBI's taxonomy places the organism in Eukaryota, Metazoa, Annelida, Polychaeta, Dinophilidae. The record is from the annotation of a GenBank genome assembly.